AUGGCAGCAGCAUCUUUCACUCAUGUUUAUAAUUUUUUAGAUAAAACUGGACAAAGCGGGUUCCUUAUACAACCUAAAACAAAAUUCUUGAAUUUUUGCUACAAGUUGUAUAGACUUUUGAUGUUCGUGUGGCUUUUCAUCUACAUGGCACAGCAUGUCAUCUUUGUAGCGCUAAAUUGGGGCGACAUGGAUAAGGUAAUAGAAGGAGCCAGUUUUACCGUUCCUCAUAUGAACUGCUGCGUUAAAUGGAUUACUCUCAUUUUGGGAACAUCAAGGCUACAUCCAAUAUUUGACGCCGACAGCGAAAAAGACGCUAAAACGUUGGAAGAAAAUAAAAAAUUUGCUCACAACUUGCAUAAGAAAUUUAUGAACAUAAUCACGGUCACCGUUAUAGUUUGGCUUCUUUUAUUUAUCUUGAAAAAGUUGCAAAAUGAUAACACAUUCAUAGCUUCGUAUUUUCCUUUUGAAACGAAGUCUUGGAAAGGCUACAUGUUAGGCGUUUUCAUAGAAACUGCACCAUUUUUAUUGACUGGUCAUGGUCAUUUAUCCUAUGAUAUCCUCAUCGUAACAUACUAUAUUCAAGCUAGGACACAACUAAAAAUUAUCAGGAAUAAUUUAGAAAACCUUUGUGAAGGUCUAAAUCACAUUUCUAAACACGAUCAAAGUUCAAAACAAGCUGAUGUUAGAAUUGGAGUAAACGAGCAUUAUGUAGACGACUUGGAUGAAAAUGUCCAUAAACGUUUUGUGAGAUGUGUUAAACGAUACAAGAAAGUUGUUUGGUACACGAACGAGGUGACAGAAAUAUUCAGCCCAGCAAUUUUGUUCCAAUUCUUCUCAAUAGCGAUACCAAUUUGUUUCAUGGUUAUCAAAUUAAGCUCUAGUAAUCUUAUAACGAGUUCACUGUACCUAAGCCAAUGGGAAUCGUUAACACCAAAGUUCCGCCGACUAAUUCUGAUCGCUGCAGAGCGUUGGAGAUGUCCCAUCAAACCUCGAGUUGCUUAUGUUAUACCGUUGUCUAUGAAUACCUUUAUUUCGAUAGUCAAAUCGGUAUACACCCUUUUCACCGUAUUGAAGACUACAAACCUUAAUAUUAUAUAACGUGGAAUAACAGCAGCAAUCAGAACA
Molecule: messenger RNA, 1125 nt
Organism: Hyposmocoma kahamanoa
Lineage: Eukaryota; Metazoa; Arthropoda; Insecta; Lepidoptera; Cosmopterigidae
Exons: 7
Coding region: 1-1098 (365 amino acids)
Biological process (GO): detection of chemical stimulus involved in sensory perception of smell; sensory perception of smell
Cellular component (GO): plasma membrane
Molecular function (GO): olfactory receptor activity; odorant binding
Source: RefSeq, a predicted model, not a curated record